AUGCCGCGAGAGACUGCAGCAUUUGCGGCUCUGUCGCGUCUUCGCGAGACAUCGCGGCGGAUCAACGCGCCCCCCAAGAAGACCGAAGCCGCCCUCCUCGCCGACGCAGCGGCGCGUCGCCGGCGGCCGGAUGUCAAUGUGACGGCGCCGAGACUCUGGAGCGGCCCCGGCUUGAAGGCCAGAUUCCUGACGCGAGCUGGGCCCGGCGAACCCCGGACUCACAAUUGGCACGCGCGCCGCGGGGGCGCCGCGCCCGAGCACCCGAGAGUGGCCGCUGCCUUGUCAGAGUUGGACGCCCUGGUCGACGGCCCCCCCGGCCCGGCGGCAUCGGCGCGCCUCGACGACGCCAGCAGGGCAGAGGCGCUUGGCCGAGAUGGGCGACGGGGCCGCUGCCUCUGCACCGCCGUCGACGAGCAGGUCUGGGCUUGGCCAGUCGACGCCAAAAGCUCGAGGGCAUAUCCCGACGGCUUGCUCGACUGGACAUCCCGGCGGCUGCGGCAGCGGCCAGGGCGCCCCCCGCUGCCCCUCGGCCUCGCAGAGACCCCGGCGCAGAGGCCUCGCCUGCUCGACGACGGGCUCGGGGCGACGCCCGUGCGGACCACCGGCGGCCCCUCGGAGCGCGAGCACGCGUGCUCGGCGCCUGCAACACCAGAGGCCUCGGCAAGGUCGUGCCGCAAGAGCCCUUGGGAGCCCCCGUUGGUCGACGAUUUCGCGAGGCUUGCUUUCCUGCAGUUUCCCGCGGGAGCCGCCCCUGGUUUCGCACGGGGGCUGGAGCUGCGCCCGCAGGAGGAGGGGCGCCUCUCGGCAGCGGCGCCACGGAUGGCUGCGCGAGAGCUGCACGAGCGCGUCCGCGACGAGGCUCGGCGCCAACGCAACGGAGAGCACAUCCCGAUGAAGAAGAGCUCUGCAGAGCACAAUCAAAUUACGUCUCGAGGAGUUGACGCGGAAGCACCGCAGGUGGAAUCCAGGGCUGGGGCGGCGCGAGCCGGGGCCGGGCUGCAGGCGCGGCUGCACCUUGAGUGGCACAACCCAGGCACUCGCGAGCAGCACCUCCUCGCCCUGCUCCGCGACGACGACCGGCAGCAGCCGCUGCGCGGCCUGCUCGCUCAGCCCGGCACGCGGUUCGCCAGAGCGGCCGCGCCAGGCGCAGCCGCGCCAGCGCCUCGGGGCGGCCGCGCGGGCGCCGCCGGCUUCCCCAACGCGUCGAACACGUGCUACAUCAAUGCCGCGGUAUUGCAGCAGCUUGCUGCGGGCUUCCAGCCUGGUCGACAGCAGGGCGCGGCGGAGAGCCCCAUGCGCAUCCUCGAGCACGCGGACCACGGAGGCGCGCGGCGCCGCGCCCGCGGGGACGGCGCGGCCACGAGCGUCGAGGGCAGGUUGCACUGCUGCGCGGCCGGGGAGGCCCAGGUGGGUCGCGACGCGCCGCCCGUCUCCAUGGCCGCCAUGAUCCAGGCGCCCCUCACGGGUGAGCUGACUAUCCGAGAUGCUUCGGAAGCACUUGUUAUCAGCGUGGAGAGCACGCACGAACAGACUGGCAACCAGUUCGCCGUGGACGCGCGGGCGGACUGGCGGGACGCCGUCUUCCCCGUCAGCAUUCUUGACGGCGACGCCGUUUCCUACGAGGCGGCGGCUCGCGCGCAGCACCGCGCCGCGCCCGGCGCGCCAGCUCUGCAGCGGGUGCACGGCGGCCACCUACGUCGCCUACGUCAACAGGGAGGGCGCUGGUGCGAGCUCGACGAUGCCGUCGUGACGGAGCUGCAUGAUUUACCAGAGGCGUACCCGCACUUGGUCUUCCUCGCCCGCGCGCGGCCCAGAUCGGGCAGCGGCAGCCGCGGCUUGCCCCAGGCCGCAGACUCAGCCGCCAGUCAGAGCCGGAGUGGCAGGGACCAGGGCGGCAGAGACCGGUCUGGUAGAGACCGAGACCAGUCUGGUAGAGACCAGAGUGGGAAGGACCAGACUAGCAGGGACCGUAGCGGCCAGCAGAAGGGCACCGCCAGAGUGCACCCAGCUGCAAGGGCCGCCUGGAAAGCCUCAACUCCCGCGGACAACAGAAACCAUACCCGGGCAGACGCAGAGAACAGCGUGGACGACCCAGUCAAGCGGCGCGUCGAUGACUGGGAUCUGCGACGCAACAACGCCGAUGUGAAGUGUCCCUCCUGGUCGCAUAGGGCCGCGCCGACGGGCCCUCAGCCGCGCCUGCUCUGCUGGGGCCGAGAACUUGUUCCCCGCGAGGAUUGGAGAAAAAACAGGAAACAAGUAGACGAGCACGGCGGCGUUCAGCGCCACCGCGACGCCCUCUUCUCGCCGCUGUCGCUGAAGCCUUACGCGGUCAAGGGGGGCAGAUUAUGCACGAUCGUGGCCAACUACGCAGAGUUCUACGCCCGGGCCGCCUUGGACUGGGAGAACCCGACUGAGUGUCGCCUGCAGCUGACCGCUGGACGCCUCGGGCGCACUGAGCGCGCGUCUGCUGCGCCAGGCUACACUGGCCCGAAGACCUUUUCCUGGGAGCACCUGGCAGGUAGAGAUUGCUUCAUGAAGAACCCCGAGGCCGUGGCCAAGCUGCUCGCUUGGGAGGUCUACCACAAGCACUGGCCAGACAUCCCCGAGGCUGAGCGCCGCGUUCUGCAUUGCGGCUGCGCAUUGGGAAUGCGGGCACAUUCCAACCUGUCCUCGCGCAUGAGCGGCGAGCGACAGAUGCGCGGGCAUUGGGAUUGCCCGGGCGCGUUCUCUCUCCGCCACCCGCGCAUGUGCAACUUCACCUUCGCUACACACCUGUGCCUUGACAGGAAUGACCUGCUCUUCCGCAGCGCCAACUUGUCGCGCCAGAUGCCCCUCGCACUCGCACGCGUCGCGACGACCAAGGUGGUGCUACGCCCCGAGAGCCACGACAAGCAGCGCAGCGGCGACGGGCUCACGUGGGACUUUUUGUUCCACAAGACGGGCGCGGCGGGCUCCGCAAUCCUUCCUGUUCGGGAACGCGCCGCGCUAGUAGGCAACGGAGCG
Molecule: messenger RNA, 3003 nt
Organism: Prorocentrum cordatum
Lineage: Eukaryota; Dinophyceae; Prorocentrales; Prorocentraceae
Source: the annotation of a GenBank genome assembly